Messenger RNA from Magallana angulata, 1769 nucleotides. RefSeq names its product nuclear transcription factor Y subunit beta-like. Lineage: Eukaryota; Metazoa; Mollusca; Bivalvia; Ostreida; Ostreidae. The transcript is spliced from 9 exons. The record is from RefSeq and is a predicted model, not a curated record. The coding region runs from base 227 to 826 and encodes 199 amino acids. Gene Ontology annotation, biological process: regulation of transcription by RNA polymerase II. Gene Ontology annotation, cellular component: CCAAT-binding factor complex; nucleus. Gene Ontology annotation, molecular function: DNA-binding transcription activator activity, RNA polymerase II-specific; RNA polymerase II cis-regulatory region sequence-specific DNA binding; protein heterodimerization activity.
UAUUGUAAUCUUACGAUCAAUUGGACAGCACGUGGAAAUUUUGAUUUGUUGAAAAUAUGAGAAAGAAACUUUUUUAGCUCUUAAAAUGAAAUAAGUAAAUGCUGAAUUUACGAAGUCAAAAAAAAUCCUGGCGCCAUCUUUUUCUCUGUCGACAACAUGAACAAUGUUUAGAUUUGACUUUUCAGCGGCCUUGUGAAGAAAAGAGACAAAAACCGGACAGUGAGUCAUGGACAGUAACUCAGGUGAUGGUGUUGGAGAUGGAAUGGGGGAGAGCUUCAUGGGGGGACAGUAUGUCAUGGAGGGUGGUGGAGAUGGGGAGGAAUUGGGAGCCACUGAGAAUGAUGACGACAACAGGGGAGAUAACGAGCCGUUGAGGGAACAGGAUCGAUUUUUACCUAUAGCUAAUGUUGCUAGAAUAAUGAAGAAAUCUAUACCCAAAACAGGAAAGAUUGCCAAAGAUGCAAAAGAAACAGUGCAAGAGUGUGUGUCAGAGUUCAUCAGCUUCAUCACCAGCGAAGCAAGUGAGCGCUGUCACCAGGAGAAGAGGAAAACAAUCAACGGAGAGGACAUCCUGUUUGCCAUGUCUACUCUGGGCUUCGACAGCUAUGUGGAGCCCCUAAAACAGUAUCUACAAAAAUACAGAGAGUCGUCCAAAGGAGACAAAGGUGGAUCAGGCGGUGCUGAUGGCACACUGGAGGAUUUGGCAGAAGAGUCAUUUACUCAGUCGCUGUCCACCGGCCUACUGACCAGCGAACAGGCCAAUUCACAGAACGUCAUCUACGCUCCUUAUUCUGGGGCGAUUGCACAAAAUAUAAGCUUUGGAUGAUAUCCUGCUUUGGCAUCCGGAACUUCUUGUAAAUGCAGAACAGAGAAUGGGAGAAGAAAAGGAAGCCAUUUAACAGACAGACCAUGACAUGAUGUUUGUAGUGUUUUCUACUUUAUUGACUGUGACCGUGCGUUUGACUAUACAGUACUGUUAGUCAUUGUCUGCAGGGGACGUAACUCCGCAAGGUGCUAUGUGUGUUUAAGUCGAUGGUGUGUGUUCGUUACACCUGAUGUGAAAGCUAUUGAUUUUAGUUGUAUACUUUACAAUGUACCUGUUAAACCCAUAUACAUUAUGUGUCUACAAUAUAUAGGGCUAUUUUUGUCAAAUGUUCAUACCCAUGUUUUAUAGUUUUCUCCAACACAUAUUAAUUAUAUAAUUUUUUCUUAUUUUAGAUUUUGUCUUAAAAGGGUUUUGACAAAGAAGACAUAAAUUUGUGAUGAGAAUUUUUUUCUUUAGGUCUAUUUUAUUUUCAAUCACUGACACUGACAAUUGUCAAUGGGUGGUGGGGAGGGGGGGAGCAAAAUUUAUUUACAUGCAUUAUCUUCUAUUUCUUCAAUUUUCUAUAAAUCAUUGUUGUUGAAUGUUUUGAGUAUUACAUGUACAAGAAGAGAGAGAGAUAGAGAGAGAGAGAGAGAGAGAGAGAGAGAGAGAGAGAGGGGUUCUUUAUCCUUCGCCGUUUGACAGUAGUGUGAUGUUGUUUUUAAUAUAAAUAUAUGGUUUUUUGAAUGUAUGUGUAUUGAAUUCAUCCAUACAAAAGGGCAAUUUCAUCGCUAUAUGUAGUUUUAUAAUACUUUCAGAAAAGACAAAGUUGAGAAAGUUUUCUGCUCUCAUAUGUACAUAUUAUUGUUUUGCUAUGUGAGUAGUAAAACAUAAUGUUUUUUUUUUGUAAAACAUGUGAUGUAGCAAUAAUUUCUAAAGGAAAGAUUAAAAGGUAAACGAAAAA